AUGGCUUCGGAUCCAAAGCUGAAGGCAGAGAUAGGUCCGGAUGGACUUGCAAAAGAAGCGCCAGUUAUUGCCUACACAGAGAAGGUCCAUGAACCGGAGACUAAAUCUGUACUAGACAGUAGCUCACCAGCAGCAGCCAAUGCUAAUCAGACUCACCCGGAAAAAACUGAAGGGAAGGAGAAGGGAGGUAAAGAACAUGGACAGAGACCAGCCACAGCGGAAGGAGAAUCAAAAUCGAGAAAGAAACCUCAGAUUCAAGGAAGGGGAAGAGGAACUGGAAUCAUGAACAACAAAGGCAGAGGAGGUUGGACUGGUGCUGGAUUCGAUGUCGACUGUAGAACUUAA
Molecule: messenger RNA, 345 nt
Organism: Brassica napus (rape)
Lineage: Eukaryota; Viridiplantae; Streptophyta; Magnoliopsida; Brassicales; Brassicaceae
Exons: 2
Coding region: 1-345 (114 amino acids)
Source: RefSeq, a predicted model, not a curated record